Messenger RNA from Arabis nemorensis, 2115 nucleotides. The record is from the annotation of a GenBank genome assembly. Lineage: Eukaryota; Viridiplantae; Streptophyta; Magnoliopsida; Brassicales; Brassicaceae.
AUGACGGUUUCUCCACUCGAUCUCGUAUCUGCAAUCAUCAAAGGAGAACACGUGGUUGUUUCCGACCCCGCGAAUGCCUCCGCUUACGAGUCCGUCGCCGCCGAAUUGUCGACUAUGCUCAUCGAGAAUCGUCAAUUCGCCAUGAUUGUAACUACUUCCAUAGCUGUUCUCAUCGGCUGCAUCGUUAUGCUCGUAUGGCGGAGAUCCGGCACCGGAAAUUCCAAACGCAUCGAACCUCUUAAGCCUUUGGUGAUCAAGCCUCGUGAGGACGAAGUUGAUGAUGGUCGUAAGAAGGUCACCAUCUUCUUCGGUACACAGACCGGAACCGCCGAAGGUUUUGCUAAGGCUUUAGGAGAAGAAGCUAGAGCAAGAUACGAGAAGACCAGAUUCAAAAUCGUGGAUUUGGACGAUUACGCAGCUGAUGAUGAUGAGUAUGAGGAGAAAUUGAAGAAAGAAGAUGUGGCUUUCUUCUUCUUAGCCACAUACGGAGAUGGUGAACCUACUGACAAUGCAGCGAGAUUCUACAAAUGGUUCACCGAGGAGAAUGACAGAGGAGAAUGGCUCAAGAACUUGAAGUAUGGCGUGUUUGGAUUAGGAAACAGACAAUAUGAACAUUUUAAUAAGGUUGCCAAAGUUGUAGAUGACAUCCUUGUAGAACAAGGUGCACAGCGUCUUGUACAUGUUGGUCUUGGAGAUGAUGACCAAUGUAUUGAAGAUGAUUUUACCGCAUGGCGAGAAGCAUUGUGGCCCGAGUUGGAUAAAUUGCUGAAGGAAGAAGGUGAUACAGCUGUUACUCCAUACACUGCAGCUGUGUUAGAAUACAGAGUUUCUAUUCACGACUCUGAAGAUGCAAAGCUGAAUGAGAAAAACAUGGCUAACGGGAAUGGUAAUGUCGUGUUUGAUGCACAACAUCCUUACAGGGCAAAUGUUGCUGUGAGAAGAGAGCUUCAUACUCCAGAAUCUGACCGUUCGUGCACCCAUUUGGAAUUUGACAUUGCCGGAAGUGGAUUGACGUAUGAAACUGGAGAUCAUGUUGGUGUACUUUGUGAUAACUUAGAUGAAACUGUAGAGGAAGCGCUUAGGGUGCUGGAUAUGUCCCCUGAUACUUAUUUCUCCCUUCACUCUGAUAAAGAAGACGGCACACCAAUCAGCAGCUCGCUUCCUCCUCCAUUCCCACCUUGCAACUUGAGAACAGCGCUUACACGAUAUGCCUGUCUUUUGAGUUCUCCUAAGAAGUCCGCUUUAGUUGCUUUGGCGGCUCAUGCAUCUGAUCCAGCUGAAGCAGAGCGAUUAAAACACCUUGCGUCACCUGCUGGAAAGGAUGAAUAUUCAAAGUGGGUUGUAGAGAGUCAAAGAAGUCUACUGGAGGUGAUGGCCGAGUUUCCCUCAGCCAAGCCGCCUCUUGGUGUCUUCUUCGCUGCAGUUGCUCCAAGGUUGCAGCCUAGGUUCUAUUCGAUAUCAUCAUCUCCCAAGAUUGCUCAAACUAGAAUUCAUGUCACUUGUGCACUGGUUCAUGAGAAGAUGCCAACCGGCAGGAUUCACAAGGGAGUGUGUUCGACUUGGAUGAAGAGUGCUGUGGCUAAUGAGAUGGAUGAAAACUGCUCCUCAGCGCCGAUAUUUGUUAGGCAAUCCAACUUCAAGCUUCCUUCUGAUUCUAAGGUACCGAUCAUCAUGAUCGGUCCAGGGACUGGGUUGGCUCCUUUCAGAGGUUUCCUUCAGGAAAGACUCGCGCUGGUAGAAUCUGGUGUUGAGCUUGGACCAUCAGUUUUGUUCUUUGGUUGCAGAAACCGUAGAAUGGAUUUCAUCUACGAGGAAGAGCUCCAGCGAUUUCUCGAGAGUGGUGCACUCGCAGAACUAAGUGUCGCCUUCUCUCGUGAAGGACCCACCAAACAAUAUGUACAACACAAGUUGAUGGACAAGGCUUCGGAAAUCUGGAAUAUGAUCUCUAAAGGAGCUUACGUAUAUGUUUGUGGUGACGCCAAAGGCAUGGCUAAAGACGUUCACAGAUCUCUCCACACAAUAGCUCAAGAACAGGGACCAAUGGAUUCGACGAAAGCAGAGAGCUUUGUGAAGAAUCUGCAAAUGAGUGGAAGAUAUCUGAGAGAUGUAUGGUAA